This is a messenger RNA of Alnus glutinosa, 1100 nucleotides long. RefSeq lists its product as uncharacterized. The transcript is spliced from 3 exons. The coding region runs from base 158 to 934 and encodes 258 amino acids. NCBI's taxonomy places the organism in Eukaryota, Viridiplantae, Streptophyta, Magnoliopsida, Fagales, Betulaceae. The record is from RefSeq and is a predicted model, not a curated record.
UCCCACCGCGAUACCACAGUCUGCCAUAUAAAGAAGACUUCUCAAGAACCCAGUAAACCAUGUUCUACAACCCCCCCCAACUUACACUUUCUACAGCCUUUUUCUAGUCUCAAAUAAACAAGCUAGACUUCAAAGCUUCAUUUAGAGAGGGAUAGAGAUGAGUAGCUUAGAAGAGGAAAGACUGGUUCAGAUGGUAGAGGAUUUUAUUGAAUCAGAAUCACCAUCACCCAUUUUUUCUGCUUCCUCAAAGAGUCUUCCUCGUAAACAUCAUGCCCAAUAUCUCACUUUACAGGAGAUUCUCGGGAGUGGGACAAAAGCUGAGGCUGAGGUCCUUGAGACUGUGUUGAAGCAUAUGAGAAGCAGAAGGGUUGCUGAGAAAACAACCAGUCUGAAAAAGUGGCUUGUCACGCGGCUCAAAAGGGAUGGCUUUAACGCUUCUCUUUGUCAAACAUCUUGGGUUACUUCCGUGGGAUGCCCUGCUGGCGAUUAUGAAUACAUUGAUACAACAGUGCAGAAAUAUGAGAAUGGUGAUGAUUCAAUAAGGCUGAUAUUGGACAUGGAUUUCAAGUCACAGUUUGAACUUGCAAGGCCUACAGCAGCGUACAAGGAGCUCACAGAUACACUCCCACACAUCUUUGUUGGGACAGAGGAAAAGCUUAACAAGAUAAUCUCUCUGCUAUGCUCAGCUGCCAAACAGUCAUUUAGAGACAGGGGCCUCCACAUACCGCCGUGGAGAACUACCACUUACAUGCAGUGUAAAUGGCUUUCUAGCUGUCAAAAAGUCCCUGGAGAGAACAGAGAAGCGAAAGGCAGUGCGCGUGGUUAUAGCAAGUGGGCACCAUCGCCUCCCAUGGUGAAGCCCAAGAGGAGCCAUUUGGGUGGUGGCUCGGGCUUGUCUAGCCAGUUUUCAAAGAUGAGCAUAAACUGUUGCUGAUAGUUUUGUUCCUGUAUUCUUAAUUUCGGCGGAGGCCGCCUAAUUUUGGUCCCUUGUUUUUUUUGUCUUUUUUUUCUCGGAAGUUUUGGUGAUUUGAUCCUUUUUUGUAUUGAGGUUAUGGAUGUAAUGGCACCAAUGGCAAAUAAACUUUUCUGCCAUUUUAGUU